Messenger RNA from Thlaspi arvense, 207 nucleotides. NCBI's taxonomy places the organism in Eukaryota, Viridiplantae, Streptophyta, Magnoliopsida, Brassicales, Brassicaceae. The record is from the annotation of a GenBank genome assembly.
AUGGAUAUCUCAGGGAGCUUGACUUGCGUUGUGGUGGCGGUGGAUGGGAGCGAGGUGAGCAUGGAAGCUCUGAGGUGGGCUCUGGACAACCUCAAGCUCUCAUCGUCUUCAUCCGAUUCAUCAUUCGUCAUCCUCCACAUUCAGCCUUCGCCUUCUGUCGCCGCCGGCGUGAGCCCCGGAACCAUCCCUUUCGGUGGUCCCAGUUGA